UAAUAAACUAAGCUGCAGGCGGUAGCCUGUGUGAAAGGGUAAACUAUCCUGGUUUUUCACAUAAAUGGAGGGUAACUGUGCAGCAGGUCUGAAAUUCAUCUUCCUCCCUCCUGAAGUUGAACUAAUCAGCGUGCGUGUUACCACCAUGGAUGCAGAGCUGGAGUUUGCCAUCCAGCCGAACACAACAGGCAAACAGCUCUUUGACCAGGUGGUGAAGACCAUUGGCCUCAGAGAAGUGUGGUUCUUCGGACUGCAGUACCAGGACACCAAGGGCUUCUCCACGUGGCUCAAGCUCAAUAAGAAGGUGACAGCCCAGGACGUUCGGAAGGAGAGCCCCCUGCUGUUCAAGUUCCGGGCCAAGUUCUACCCCGAGGACGUGUCAGAGGAGCUGAUCCAGGAGGCCACGCAAAGGCUGUUCUUCCUGCAGGUGAAGGAGGGCAUCCUCAACGACGACAUCUACUGCCCGCCCGAGACCGCCGUGCUGCUGGCCUCCUACGCCGUCCAGGCCAAAUACGGGGACUACAACAAGGACUCCCACACCACCGGAUACCUGUCCAGUGACAAGCUGCUCCCCCAAAGAGUGCUGGAGCAGCACAAGCUGAACAAGGAGCAGUGGGAGGAGAGGAUCCAAGUGUGGCACGAAGAGCAUAAAGGCAUGAUCAGAGAGGACUCUAUGAUGGAGUAUCUCAAGAUCGCUCAAGACCUCGAGAUGUAUGGCGUCAACUACUUCAGCAUCAAGAACAAGAAAGGAUCAGAGCUUUGGCUGGGAGUGGACGCGCUGGGGCUCAACAUUUACGAACAGAGCGACAAGAUGACACCUAAAAUUGGAUUCCCUUGGAGUGAAAUUAGAAAUAUUUCCUUCAACGACAAGAAGUUCGUCAUAAAACCAAUUGACAAGAAAGCACCGGACUUUGUGUUCUACGCGCCGCGUCUCCGCAUCAACAAGCGCAUCCUGGCCCUGUGCAUGGGCAACCACGAGCUGUACAUGCGCCGCCGCAAGCCCGACACCAUCGAGGUGCAGCAGAUGAAGGCUCAGGCCCGCGAGGAGAAGAACCACAAGAAGAUGGAGAGGGCGCUGCUGGAAAACGAGAAGAAGAAGAGGGAGAUUGCGGAGAAGGAAAAGGAAAAGAUCGAGAAGGAAAAGAUCGAGCUAAUGGAGAGACUGAAGCAGAUAGAAGAGCAAACAAAAAAAGCUCAGCAAGGAGAGCCUGACAAAUGGCAAAAAAAAGAUGAUGGAGUGGACGGGAUUAUCAGCAUGGGUUCAGCUACCAUGGGGUUCAGUCAUGAUUUUUCAAGCACUUAUCUCAUUUUUAAAACGCGUCUCGUCUGCCUUUCCAUCGGGGACGUCUCAUUGGAUGCCAUUUCUCCACAGGCCACUGAACUAGCUGAGCUGACCUCCAAGAUCUCCCUCUUGGAGGAUGCGAAGAAGAAGAAGGACGAAGAAGCCGCCGAGUGGCAGACUAAGGCCAUCAUGGUGCAGGAGGACCUGGAGAAGACCAAAGACGAGCUGAAGAGCAAGGUGAUGGCGGCCCACGUGCAAGAGACGGUCCAGCCGGAGAACGAGCACGACGAGAACGACGAGAGCAGCGCGGAGGCCAGCGCCGAGCUCACGUCCGCCGCGUCGUACAAAGACCGCAGCGAAGAGGAGCGCAUGACCGAGACUGAGAAGAACGAGCGAGUGCAGAAACACCUGCUGGCCCUGAGCUCGGAGCUGGCCAAUGCUCGAGACGAAACCAAGAAAACGCAGAAUGACAUCAUCCACGCCGAGAACGUCCGAGCAGGACGGGACAAGUACAAGACCCUACGGCAGAUCCGGUCGGGCAACACCAAGCAGCGCAUCGACGAGUUUGAGUGCAUGUGAUCACCUUCCACGACACCUUCCAAGACACUGCUGGAACCACUGCAGGGGAUUCACGACAAGGCCUUUCCAUUUCACUGCAAACCUGCCUUAAACAAGCUACUGUUCCUUCUCCAAACAGGGUCAAUGUAAGAUAUCCUACUCCCAAGUCAAUAAACUUUCAUAAUUCCUUCCGAAUCCGGAGAACGAACUGCAUUGUUAGGUUUUUAGAAUAAUACCAAUAUGUUUCAGCAUUUCCUUCCCGGCAGUUUUUCAUAAGUUGGUCAGUGCUCUCAUUCCCAAUAAGUUGUGGACUUUUUAGGGUAAUGGUUAGUGUGAUGUUUGUCCAUUCAAUAUAGUCAUAUUAGGUAAGUUAACACCCAGUUCAGGUAUUUAUAUCUUUGUUCAUAGAGCAGAAAUUAUAUUUGGACAUGCCAGUUUUAAAUGUAAAUUUAAAUUCUUGGAAUGGAUACCCAUUAACGUGUUAUAAUUUGUGCAUGGCUUUCAGUUUAACCUCAAACACAAAUUCCCAGUUUUUAGUUACAUUUGAUUUAGGUGUUUGAGUAGGGCGCAGACACUAGUCUAACUGCACUGGCCUUAACUGUAGGUUACCAAAUUCACCAUGUCUUAGAAUCGUUAUAUUAUCAAAGGGGAUACUUUUUACACAAAGUUAUUUGAUUUAGUAAGUCAUAGAUUUGUAUGCAAUCACAUGUAGCAAUCAGAAUUGAGCAGUUGAUCUCAGUUGGUCCAAUUACAUAUAAUAAUAGCAGGUUUGUUUGUUGCUUGGUGGGCCCUCCACUGUUAGUCAAAUCAGCGAAUUAAGAAGAUGAUGUAACAAAUUGUACUUAUUAGAUUUUGCCAUAUUUUAAUUUUAAGCUUUGUUUUUUCAUUCUGUUUAAGUUUGUUCUUUUUUUUACUUGGAUGGCAUGACAUUAUUUUAAUGGCACUCUUUUCCUUUUUUAAAGCUUUGGAAGGCAAACCUUUGCAGUAUUAUAUUCAAAGAGUAUCAGAAUGGGUAAAACAGUGUUCAAUGUUGCUCUUCUUGUAGUGCCAUAUACAGAAUUUCCAAAUGGUCCUUAUAUUCUGAGUGUAUCUGCUAUGACUCAGAGCCAUGCACCCUAGAAAUUAGGAGGUUUUUUUUAUAUAACAGAUCUUUGCAGAAUUUUUCAUUAAUAUGAGACACCGGCUGCUGUAAAGCACACCAUUUGUCCUGAGGCUUGCCUCAUAUUGGUUUAUCUUGAAUUAAACAACAUAAACUCAGUGAUUACAUAAAAAUGGGUGUAUUGCUAAUGUCAGAGUCCAUUUCUAGCUUUUGUUAAUUAAAUUAUGUUUGACCGAAAACCAUAAUGAAGCAUAAAUAAGGAUGUUGAUAUUGCAUUGCUAUUUUAGCACCAAGCAGUGCCUUUCAGCAAAAAUACAAGCUGGCUGCUUUAAAAGAUUUACAUUUCAACUGAUAAUAAAACUGAAGAAAAAAUA
This is a messenger RNA of Anguilla rostrata (American eel), 3313 nucleotides long. RefSeq names its product moesin a (gene msna). The transcript has 13 exons. The record is from RefSeq and is a predicted model, not a curated record. Gene Ontology annotation, cellular component: cytoskeleton; microvillus; adherens junction. Lineage: Eukaryota; Metazoa; Chordata; Actinopteri; Anguilliformes; Anguillidae. Gene Ontology annotation, molecular function: actin binding; cell adhesion molecule binding. Gene Ontology annotation, biological process: regulation of cell shape; positive regulation of early endosome to late endosome transport; regulation of organelle assembly. The coding region runs from base 65 to 1861 and encodes 598 amino acids.